Molecule: messenger RNA, 5230 nt
Organism: Danio aesculapii
Lineage: Eukaryota; Metazoa; Chordata; Actinopteri; Cypriniformes; Danionidae
Gene: tmem259
Product: transmembrane protein 259
Exons: 11
Coding region: 779-2860 (693 amino acids)
Biological process (GO): positive regulation of ERAD pathway; response to endoplasmic reticulum stress
Cellular component (GO): endoplasmic reticulum
Source: RefSeq, a predicted model, not a curated record
CUUAACUGCUGCUCCCAAGUCCGCUCCGCUUCAGAAAAUGGUUGUGUAAACAGAUGAUUCGUAAAACAGCUUACAGUUGCUGCCAUCGGAUGGUUCUGUUGGGAAAUCAUCAAGUAUCUGAUGUCUUGUUUUAUCGAAGAGUGUCAGCGUUAUGUGAGAAGGCGUUUGUCAAAAAGUAAACAGAACAUACGGGUUCUUCACUGGAAGCUCGGCUAACUUGUUAGCUUAUGACUAUUAGCAGACUACGCUAUAUGUGCUAUUUCAGUUUUCAUUCAUUUUUUAAAGUUCAGCUAGACUGUCUAAGUGAGAUUUAACUUCCAUACCAAAUAUUGUUAGUUGGUCUGGUGUCUGAGGCAAUAAAUGAACGAGUUUGGUUGGGGUGACAGUGGAUGCUGGAGGCCUGAGUCACAAUUGCAAGACAAAUUGAGCUUAAAACACAAUUUAACGCACUGGCAUGCUCCUCUGGUCUGACAAUAUUAAAGCUGCAUGUCCAGCAAGUUUGUAAAUGCUUCAGAACUAGAGUAGUCUGUUAGCUCGUGAGAUUAUGACAUGGUAGGAGUGGAAGGAGCCUUGCCCACCAACAUCCUAACAACAUUCAGCAUCUCCUGGGGCUUUUGGUGCCGAUACCUGAAGGUCAGUUCAAUUUUGGAGAACCAGGCACAUCAAUAGUGUGAGCUGAUGUUGUGUGCUUGGCCUGUUCAUCUGGAUCUUAUCACAUAACUUUCUCCCUGACCUCAGUUGGUCCUUCUCCUUAUCAAGUUACUGAACAAUCAUCACCAUGUCUGACAACCAAGGCAAUGUGAACAACAACAACGUCCCACUAAACAACAACAAUAAUAAUGGUGGGCCAAACCGGAUUCGUAAUCCCGCAAUGAACCAGAACCCCUUGAUUAACGUGAGAGACAGACUCUUCCACGCCUUAUUCUUUAAGAUGGCAGUCACAUACGCCAGACUAUUCCCACCAUCCUUCAGACGAAUAUUCGAGUUCCUGGUCUUGUUAAAGGCACUGUUUAUGCUCUUUAUCCUGGCCUACAUCCACAUUGCCUUCUCGCGGUCUCCAAUCAACUGCCUUGAGCAUGUGCGAGAGAAAUGGCCCCGUGACGGCAUCCUGCGUGUAGAGAUCCAGCGCAACUCCAGCCGUGCUCCUAUCUUUCUGCAGUUUUAUGAGACUGAGGGUAUCCAGGGACUCGUAAAGGAACCAGAGGAGGAUGGACAUGAAAGCAGACAGCCAGUGGUGCCAACAGAUGCUGAAGAGGAGGAAGAGAUGACCAUGGACAUGUUUGACAAUAGCACAUUUGAGCUGGACAUCGAGCCGCGUCUGAAUCCAUCGAUGAGCGGUGGUGUUCCUGGCUCCAGCCUGAACGAAUCCCAGGAUCUGUCCUUCAGCCAGACCGCCUCUAAAGGUAUGCAGCCGCUGAGGGAGACUGUCUCCGAGAUUGAGAUGCUAACUCGAGCAGUGUGGCCGCAAGAAGAGUAUAUUGUUGAGUAUUCUCUGGAAUAUGGUUUCCUAAGGCUGUCCCAGGCCACACGUCAGCGACUCAACAUACCUGUUAUGGUGGUGACCCUUGACCCCAUGAAAGAUCAGUGCUUUGGAGACGGUUUCAGUCGCUUCCUCCUGGAUGAGUGCCUGGGUUAUGAUGAUAUUCUAAUGUCCAGUGUGAAAGCAUUAGCAGAGAAUGAGGAAAACAAAGGAUUCCUCAGGAACGUGGUGUCUGGAGAGCACUAUCGUUUUGUCAGCAUGUGGAUGGCUCGUACCUCCUACCUGGCAGCUUUUGUAAUAAUGGUUAUCUUUACUCUCUCUGUGUCUAUGCUGUUGCGAUACUCGCACCACCAAAUUUUUGUUUUCAUAGUGGAUCUUCUUCAGAUGUUAGAGAUGAAUAUGACCAUUGCCUUCCCUGCAGCCCCUCUGCUCACUGUCAUCCUGGCUCUUGUGGGGAUGGAGGCCAUCAUGUCUGAAUUUUUCAAUGACACAACCACUGCCUUCUACAUCAUCCUCAUUGUUUGGUUGGCAGACCAAUACGAUGCCAUCUGCUGCCACACCAAUACAAGCAAGCGCCACUGGCUCAGAUUCUUUUAUUUGUAUCACUUUGCCUUCUAUGCAUAUCAUUACCGCUUUAACGGCCAGUACAGCAGCCUGGCUCUUGUCACAUCCUGGCUCUUCAUUCAGCACUCUAUGAUCUAUUUUUUCCAUCACUAUGAGCUACCGGCUAUCUUGCAGCAAAUCCGAAUCCAGGAGAUGCUGCUUCAGAAUCAGCAGGUUGGUCAAGGCAACCAGACUGCAUUGCAGGACAAUCUCAACAACAACACUAGCACCGCCGCACCAGCCGGCCAGGCUAACGCAGCUGCCAAUGUAAAUGCUAAUGGCCAGGACCAGCAAGCCGCUCAGGACCAACCUCUGCUUGAAACCCACAGCGGCUUGGUGGUGAAUCCCAGUUUAUCCAUCGAUCCAUCUGGCUCUGACCUCGACUGGAUGGCUGAGAUCGCCAUCGGCCCAGACGUUCUGUCAGUUCCAAACCUAGGCGACCCGCUUUUGGAGCCGGGUGGGAUCCAGGAAGCAACGUCAUCCAGCGCCGCUGUAACAGAGCUUUGUGGUCCCAAUACUGCGGGAGAGAACCAAAAUGGGAACAUAAGCACAGCUAGCGUUCCUAUGGUCAAUGCGAAGGGGCGGAGUUGCGCUCAGGGUCUGGGUCCCCCUGGUGGUGGAGGAGGCCAGAGGGAAUCUGAAACUAAUUCCAGUCCCUCCUCAGUGACCUCACACACAGACUGCAGAGUAGCAGAGUCACGCAGAGGCGCAACAGACUGGGACGACAAGGUGGAGAAUAAAAGUGAAAAUUCGGACUCUCACUCCACCCCAGCUUGAGUCACGCAAUGCUCCGGUUUGAAAUCGGCGCUCUGCAGUCGCCACCCCCUCUCUGUAAAAUAUUCCAGAAGGCAUUAAGAGGAGAAGCCACGAUGGAGCUUUCUGUAAUUACAUCUGCUAGACCUCCAAUGUGAACAUGAAGAGGGCUGAAGUAGAUUUCUGCCAUCUUGUCAUGUUCUUAAGCGUAAAUUCGUAAUGAAUUGUCAAAAAUGAUGCCAUGUUUGAGGGUGUGGAGUCUUUAGAUGUGAUUUUUUUUUUUUUUUUUUUUUUUUUUUUUUUUUUAAAUCAUUGAAAGUUUUAAUACAGGGAGUAUUCAGCUUGAAAUAUGAUGUAUUGUUCAGUUAUGGUACUUUUGGUGGCUCCUGAUAAUGGAGCUGCAGGUAUCAGCAGGCCGCACAGGUGGCAAUCUUACUACAAAUCCAAAUCCAUGUUGCAAGUUCACACAUUGUUGUGUGAGAAUUGUUUUGACUUUCUUUUCAUUCCUCUAAAGGUAACAUUAACGCUGCCUACUUACAGCAUAAACAAAUUAUUAAAUGAUUAUCAAAAUGAGGUUUUGUUUCUGACUACCUUCGUUCACUACAGCAAGGCGCCUUUUUUUCCUUACUUGAUUUAAAAUUUAGCUCUCAGCCUUCUGUUGGCUUUGUAUUUCAUGUAUGGAGCAGUUUGACCCCUGACAGGUGUUAUUGGUGGUCAGAGUGCUCUGAUUAUAAAAUAAAAAUACAUUGAUGGGUGAUAAUGAUCAUAUAAGUCCUCCUUUAACAUGAUCCUCUGUGAAAACUCUGGGGGUCACUAAUGUUCUAAUCCUCAUCAAGAGAUCCUCAUUUGUACUUGUGGUUAGUUUAGACAGAUCUCUUUUGUCUUUUGCACGAACUGAUCUUUGAUUUUACUUCAGGUCUGGCUUCGAGAAAGAGCGGGUGUAUAGAUUAUUGCCUUACGCUUCUAAAACCGUACAUUUAACCUUGUAUUUCCAUCUUUGGGAAGUGCGUUAAGGUUGAUAGCCUUACCAGAGGCUUCAAAGCCAGUGGAGAAAAUAGACAUUGAAGCAAGUGAUGAAAGGAUAAACGUGUUGUUACUUUAACAGAUAUCAUUUAGAACCAGACAUAAGCGGUGGAGGUCAGACUGUUUAACACCACAUCAGCUGAAGUCGUCGAUUCAGAUGUCUGUUUUCUUUUCAUUUGCUGCUUUUAAUUUUGGAUUUGUGGCUGUCCAAAGAGUGGGCAGAUUUAUCGAUCUUAAUGAAUGUGUGUACAAACGUAAAUAAACACACUGCAAACUAAGAGAACAAAUAAAGGAAUCUGUUGUGGCGUAUGACUGGAUGGGAGAGGGUCGCUUAGGCUAUGCAACAAUAUGGCAAGUUAAAGGAAUGCUCCACUUUUUUUUUUUUUUUUUUGAAAAAUAGCCAUAAUUUACAACUCUCCUAAAGUUAAACAGAUGAGUUUUAUCAUUUUUGAAUCCAUUUAGAUGAUCUCCGGGUCUGGGUUGAGCACUUUUAGCUUAGUUUAGCAUAGAUAAUUGAAUCAGAUUAGACCAUUAGCAUCUCACUCAAAAAUGGCCAAAGACAUUAGAUCAAUUUACUAUUUAUUUGUAGUUACGCAAUUAUAUUAGACAGAUUGUGUGAUGCAAGUGUAGAGCUUGAUGCUGGGGACUGUUUUUAGGUGCUGUGUUAUGCCUACUGUAGCCAUGGUAUGGCAGCAAAGUUGCUUGAUUAUUACACUAUAAUGAAAGUAGUUCUGAUUGGCCUAGAAAAUAGCAACUUUUCAUUUUAUAUCAGUCUUACAUGAUGAUGAUGUAACUAUAAAAGAGUCCAGCUUUAAAAAUCGAAAAAAUAUUGAAAUUCUUCGUUCAUUUUCAAACGAGAUGCUAAUGGUCUAAUCCGAUUCAAUGAUCUUUGCUAAGCUAAAUUAAAAAUGCUCCUACCAGAACCGGAGAUUAGGUGAAUGGAUUCAAAACUGGUUUAACUCAACUGUUUAACCCUUAGGGCACUUGUAAAAUGAGCCCCUUUUUUAUUAUUAUAAUAAUUAUUAUUUUAAGUGGAAUGUUCCUUUAAAGCCAUGCUCUGGAAUUAUUAUUUUUUAAUUAAAUUUGUGCAAUAUCGUUUGAGGCUCAGAUCCAUAAAGGAUUCCAGGUCUAAAAAAAGUGAUUCAUGGUUUUAUGAUCAGUUCCUCAUUAUUAUAUUUUUCUGUGCCUAUUUGCCAUUUUCAAAGGAAGCAGAUGAUUGUAGUGUUUAGAUGCUUUGUGUAGGAUGUCUAGACAGAAACUGAAAGGAGAAAUUGUCAGUUCUGUGAUAAACUCAAUUCCUUGUCAUUGAAAUGUAUUUAACUGUAAUGUUGAAAAACUGCAUAAAGAGAUGAAAUUAAUUUCCACUUAGAA